GUGACGUCAUCAUGGCCUCCUAAGCUGAAAGUACAGUGGAAUUUACACAUGAAAAGCUCCUAGAAACAAACGUAGACACAACUUAAUCUACCUCUGUAGUAUAUUUUUUUAUCUUUAACCCUUUCACUUGCAAUACAGAGGUCAAAAAAGAUCAUAGUGAACUUUACUUAGCUAAUAUGUCCCGCCAUGAGGGUGUGAGCUGUGAUUCUUGUUUAAAGGGUAAUUUUCGUGGAAAAAGGUAUAAAUGUUUGAUAUGUUAUGAUUAUGAUUUAUGUUCUACCUGUUAUGAGGCUGGAGCAACCACAACUAGACAUACUGCAGAUCAUCCAGUACAGUGUAUAUUAACUAGGACUGAUGUUGAUUUAUUUUAUGGUGGUGAAGCCUUAACAGCCGAGCAACCUCAGUCUUUCACUUGUCCAUACUGUUGUAAAAUGGGAUUUACAGAAACAACUUUACAUGAUCAUGCUACAUCAGAACAUACAGAUGUCUCAACGGAAGUGGUGUGCCCAAUUUGUGCUUCACAUCCAGGAGGUGAUCCUAAUCACGUGACAGACGACUUUGCUUCACAUUUAACAAUAGAACACCGAGCUCCUAGAGACUUCCUGGUCACAUCAUCUGGUCGAAGAGUGCGUCACGAUACAGAAGUCGAUGAACCAUCAGGUAUGAGGCAUGUACGACGCAUUCCUCACCCUGGUCGUGGUGUCAGUGGUUCUAGAACGAGACGAGCCAACAUGCAUUUUGCAUCAGCGGGAAAUACAUUGACAGGAUUAUCUCCAAGUAGUCGUGAGACAAUGGAUCCUAUUGCUGAAUUAUUAUCACAGUUAUCCAGUGUAAGAAGUCGUGCUGCAGCGGCUCAAAGUGUAUCAUCUCAACUUCAACAAUUAGAAAUGCAGUUACAAUCCACAAGUGUGUCCUCUAACAGACAACAGUUAGAGAGGUUACCAAGACGACCUACCGAUGCUGUCAAGUCGAUGGUGACGUCAAAUGCAAGUAGUAAUAACCUAGAUACUGGCAGUAGUAAUUCUACCAAUGUUAAUAAUACUGCACCAACAACACAGUUCCUACUAUCAAAAUGUGAUGAAUCAAGUAGUAAUGAAAGUGAUCAGUCAAAUGUUGAAAGUGAACAUGUAGAUAGAAGCGUUUUUGUUCAAGAGUUACUUCUAUCAACUCUAUCUGAACAGCUACAGCAAACAAACAGCGAUGAUAUAAGCCAUUUACUUGAAUCCUUGAAAUCACCAGGGCCAGAUGAGGAAAAACAGGAAACAAAACCCACUGUUAACAAGAAAAAUGGUGGAACAACAACCAGUAAACCGGUCAAUACGAAAACAGAAAAAUCGGGGUCAGCCACCGCCUUGGUUAAACCCUCUUCAGCCUCCUCAGUAACCAGUAAUCAAGGGAGUGUCAAAAGCCGUGUGAGUGAGGCAUCCAAGGAUGCACCUGGUCGUGAUUCAUCAUAUUCGCGUAUGUUAUUAAAUCCUAGUUCUGUAGGAGGGACAGUUCAAGUACCUGGGGGAGUUUUAAAUAACAACUCUCUACCUGUUUCGUCUGUGGGCGGUGUCUCAUUACCAGCGGCAACAGGACGUUCGGCAUCUGGUAUUUCUCGUGAUAGAGAAGGAAGGCUUAAUCCAGCAGUGGCAAAAAGAAAUAUGCUCAAGCACAUGCCGACACCAACAAAAACAUCCGAUCGGGAACCCCCUCCUCAUUAACUAUUUGUUAAUUGGGUGGGAUGUAGCUCGUUAAAUAACUGUAUUAAUUUCAAUAGACUGGAGUAUGGUGAAUCGAGACCCUUUGGUGAAUCGAGAUCCUUUAAUAAAGCAAGUUGAUGCUUUUUUCUCUUCUUUUUUUUUUUGCACUAUACAAGUUACUUGACCUUGAAAUCAAGAUGGAUUCUGCUUUUGAUGUAACAAUUUUAACAAAAGAAGACAAAGAUUAUUUAUAGCAGAUUACAGAGUUUGAUUAUUUAAUUUGCGUUUAACUAAUUACAUUAACAAUCAUUUAUAUUCAAUCAGAAAUCUUUGUUGGGUUUUUUUUGGGAGUUAGCCAUAAUUCAUCCCAAUUUAAUAUUAUUAUUAAUAUUACAAAAAUGUAAAAUGAUCUUUGUGUCAAAAAUUAAGCACAUUUAGAUUUGUAAACAGCGGCAUUAAUCCUACUCUUGAUCAAUUAAAUUUUAAUUUUGGAAUAGUUUGUGUAUUGCGAGUUAUAUCAAAUUAAGUGCUUUUUUCAAUUAUACUGUGCAUAUUGUUUAUAAUGUUAAAUAGAGACAGAAAACACUUAUAAGGUUGUAAAAUAUUUUUUUUUAAACUUUAGAGCCCAGGUUAUGCCUAACAAUGUCUAUAGCAGGAGUGUCCUGUAACCAUUUUUAUUAUUUUUUUUUUUUAAAAUUAAUAGUUAUAAGAAUUGAGAUCACAGAGAUGGUGAUAAAUUAAAUACUUAUUAUGAAUUUUUUUGGGCUCUUCACGAUUUGAUUGAGUAUGGGUAGAACAAAGAAAAACACAUUGCUUUGAGUGUCUCAUUAAACACAAUUUGGCUUUAUUUUUUGGUGAAAAUUUUUUUUUUUAUUAUUGUGUUACAUUUUUUAAAUGUUUAAUACAGAAAAACUUCCAAAUUCUACAGUAUAUUAUUUUUGACAACAGACAUUUUAAAAUUGCUGUCAUAUCUGUUAGUUCCAAGAAUAUAAUCACAAUUGAAUUAUGUGAUAUUUACUGUCAGAUGUAUGUGUCCAAAGAAUAGAAAUUUGGAGUAGCUUUAAAAUAAAAUGAACAAGUUCUUAGCUUUGAAACUGAAUCUUAUUUGUUUUUAUAAACUGUUCAUUUCUGCAAGCUCUAGGAAUGGUAGUCUCAAUUACUCCAGUACAAAUUUGGAUUGAGUGAUCAAGACUGUGACUGCUUAAUUGUGUUCCCUGUUGGUCAUUAUUAAUGGGAUUGAGAGAAUUUUGUUGUAGAACAUUGACAUUUUCAAAUGGAAACGGUCACAUGUUUCUCAUUAUGUCUAUUAAAAUUAAAUUUAUUAAUAUUUUUCAUCACUUUGUAUGUAAGCUAUGAUUUUCAGUGCGUAAUACAUUGUAAAAGGAUAAUUUUUUAGGGCUUUUAAACAACAACCUUAUUUGUGCUGUUUUCAUUAUUAGUGUAUUUAUUGAAUAUAAUAAUUAUUUUUUUUGUUGUAAAAUAGUUGGCAAAGAGUGAUGUUUGUAUAUAUUCAAAAACGAAAAGUUGAAAAUUGCACCAUAUUUCUCCGAGAUCAUUUAUAUUAUAGAUAUAUUUGUAUCUUAUUCUAGAUUUACUGGUUGCUAGGGGGACUGUUUUCUUUGUUUCUAUGGUAACAUUCAAUACUUAGAAAAUAUAUAUAUUAUAUAUCAGUUUAUUUACUGUGAUAUGCGUGUGAGUUAACUUUUGAAACAAUUUUUUUUUCCUUGAUUAUUCAACUUGAUUGAAGUGUCCAUUUUCUGUUGAAUACAGUUUAUUAAAACAAGAAAACAGUCCUUGCAUAGAAAUUUUCUGUUACAAGGGCAAUACUUUCAGAUAUAAUGGAACAGUGGUGUUUUAGUGAAAUUAAGCACUGAAGAAGGAAAUAUUUUAAUUUGUGUAUACAUGUUAAGAACUGUUAUUUAUUAAUAAAAAAUAUGAAAUGUACACAACUGUAUUGAAGUGGUUGUUCAAAAUAAUGUCUGAUAAAGUGCACUUGAUAAUAUUUUGAAAAUGAACAAAAUUCAUUCAAAGCAAAUUGUAUCCAUUUAAUACUGAUGCUGCCCGUGUAACUAGUUUGCACUAACUAUUUAUCUUGUCUUUGUCUGGCCUUGGCUUAUAAAAGUUAGCGACAAUAUUUGGCUAUAUAAAUAUAUAUAUAAUAGAGUUGAUUAUAAAUAUGUUGUCUGUACAGAGAUGAUCUUGUUAAAAACACAUUAUUUCUGUCUUACGAGGGAAUACCUCGAUAUGACAGAAUGUAUGAAUGAAUGUUUGUAAUAUGAUGAAAAACACAGGUGAAAUAAAUAUCAUCUGAAUCCCA
Messenger RNA from Patella vulgata (common limpet), 4002 nucleotides. RefSeq names its product E3 ubiquitin-protein ligase KCMF1. Gene Ontology annotation, biological process: synaptic signaling. Lineage: Eukaryota; Metazoa; Mollusca; Gastropoda; Patellidae. The transcript is spliced from 9 exons. Gene Ontology annotation, cellular component: plasma membrane. The coding region runs from base 177 to 1706 and encodes 509 amino acids. The record is from RefSeq and is a predicted model, not a curated record. Gene Ontology annotation, molecular function: zinc ion binding.